AAAUAAAUAUUUAUGCCGCAAACUUAAAAUAAAAUAAUAAUAAAUACACUUUAGCCUUUUUUUUUUUUUUCUUUCUUCGGCUCAAGUUCAACCUACCAAACUGGCAACUACCAGUUUAUUCAUCAGUCCCAAAAAAUAGACUAAACGGCCAUUUCUGUAUCAAUUGGAAACAGUGCUCGUGCUUGGGCUGAGCUCACAAAUGUCCAUUUUCUCAUCUAAUUGGCCGUAGAGAGGAAAUUGUACAAGGGAAAAGAAAAAGUCGAAAGAAGAGGGAGUGUGAGGUGUGAGAUCUAUGGCUGACGAGUGUAAUUUGAUUUCCGAACUCAGUGAGUUUGAUAGCCUCAGUGCUGUUAUUGGGUUUGAGGCUUUCUCCAGUGGGAAGAAGAGGAAGAGAAUGAAGAUUAAGAAUAAGAAGAAGAAGAUGGAUCAUCAGUUUGUGAUUGACGAUUUAGACGACAUGACUAUUAAUAUGGUGGACAAUGAAAAGCAAGCGAACAUUGGUCAACAUCAAGAAAUGGUGUCAAUUGGAAAAGUGGAAACGGAAUCAAACGUGAUUAAAAACAGUAUUGUUUUACAGAAGCGCCUUCAUCGACCUAGAUAUUUUGAUCCCCCUCAAGAAAUUACUUGCGUGUGCCGCAAUUGUGGCGAAGAAGGGCAUAGAGAAAAUAACUGUAGAGCACAAAAGCGAAGGAGACCAUGCUUUGUUUGCGGAACUUUUGAGCACAGUUGGAGACGUUGCAAGAUGCGUCGGAAUUGCUUUUUAUGUAAAGAACGAGGUCAUGUUGCUAGACAUUGCCCCAAUGGAAGCCAAGUAGAUAAUCCAAGUCCUAUAAUUUGUCUUAGAUGUGGGGACUCUGGACAUGAUAUGUUUUUAUGCUCCAAUGAUUAUUGUCCUAGUGAUAUCAAGGAAAUACAUUGUUAUGUUUGCAAGGCUCUCGGCCACCUGUGUUGUGCUGAUUCACAUGGUGGAAUUCUAAUUUCUGACUCUUGCUACAACUGUGGCCAGUCUGGACAUUUGGGUUCAGGAUGCACGAAGACACGUAAAGACAUCCGUGGUGUUUCACUCCAGCUUUCUGCCACUAAUUUAGAGAAGCAGGUCGUUUUGCCAGAAAAUUCUCAAAUUGUGAAGCUUGAGAAGGAGGUGGGUGAUCUUGUCGGCCUCAACUUGGAAGUAUUUUCUGCUUGACUGAAUGAGAAACAACAAUAAUGCAGAAAAAUUUGGAAGAUCAAGAGAAAACUGAACCAGAUAAGCGCGAAACAAGACAAAAAUGUGACCGCAGGCUAAUUGAUAUGGAGAAUGUAGCUUGUCUAAACCAGUGCAACGGAGUGGCUCAGUAAAUAUGGUUCUGAUCUCAACCCUGCAGAUGAUUCCAGUACUGGAUGUGACCUUUUUUUGAGCUCUAUUUCAUUGUAAAGAAUUCAGAUAUUUUGUGGAAAUUCCAAUUUCAAACGCUUGGAUCCAAAAUAUGGAUGCCAAGAUUUGGUCAUUAGGAACAAUGGAACUGAGGCUGGAAGUAAGAAGCUGAAGUUUGGUUCUAUCUGAAUUUCUGUACAAAGCUGCAUCUGUAUCAAUGGUACAAGCAAAAGAGGCAUAGGCCAUGUAAUAAUAUUAGGAAGUUCAUCUAAUAGUGCAUUGUAAUUUGUAGUGUACAAGUUUUGGAUAUAAUAAUGCAGUAUAAUGUUAAAGAAAAA
Cannabis sativa is the source of this 1692-nucleotide messenger RNA. Its product is annotated as zinc finger protein GIS2. Bases 293 to 1186 code for a protein of 297 amino acids. The record is from RefSeq and is a predicted model, not a curated record. The transcript has 7 exons. Lineage: Eukaryota; Viridiplantae; Streptophyta; Magnoliopsida; Rosales; Cannabaceae. Gene Ontology annotation, molecular function: nucleic acid binding; zinc ion binding.